This is a messenger RNA of Funneliformis mosseae, 615 nucleotides long. NCBI's taxonomy places the organism in Eukaryota, Fungi, Glomeromycota, Glomeromycetes, Glomerales, Glomeraceae. The record is from the annotation of a GenBank genome assembly.
AUGAGGGGUUCCAUACAUAUGUUGACUCUGUCAUAUUAUAGUAAGCCUUUAGAAGAAAGUAUGGCUUUACGAGAUAUUAGAAUUCUUGUUGCAAUAGACUUUGGAACUACUUUUUCUGGUUUCGCGCCAGGACGACAAGGUAAUCCUAAAACACCUACAGCAAUUCUAUAUGAUAAGGAAUAUACGAACGUUAUAUGCUGGGGAUAUUCGGCAUUGGAAGAAGAACCUGAUGAAGAAUUGGAUGAUCCGGAAGAACGUCCACCCAUUGUGGAUUAUUUAACUCAAAUGAGGAAAUUAAUCAAAGAAACUCUUGAGAAACGAUGGCCUACUAUCAAGUUUCCUCAACAAGUUGAUCUUGUAUUUACAAUUCCUGCUGAAAUCAUGAGAGAAUGUGCAUAUAACGCAGGAUUAUUGACCUCCAUUGCUUCAAACAACAUCGAUUUUACUACGGAACAUUCCUUCUUUGUAGCUGAUUGUGGUGGUGGUACAGUAGAUUUGACAUCACGAAAACUUCUACCAGAAAAUAAAUUGAGUGAAAUUACUGAGCGCAUCGGUGAUCUUUGUGGCAGCACAUUCGUUGAUAAAGAAUUUUAUCAUGGCUUGGUAGAAAAGUAG